AUGAAAAACCCUACUAUGCAUGCUGGAGGCACUGAGGAUCCAACGGAAGUGGAAAGGAGUGUCAUUGAUAAGGAAGUUAGGAAGUUUGUUACAUCUGUUUUGAAGGAAGUGAACCCAGAUGUUUUGCCAGAUGUUCAAAUAUCUUUGGCAAAAGAAACUAGCCCUGACAAUGAUUCUAGUGAAAAAGCUGAGGAAAGUGUUCCUGAACAUGCUACUCUUGAAAGAAGGAGUAAGAAAAAGGCUGAUGAGUGUGUCCCUAAGCAUGCUGCUCAUGAGAGAAGAAGUAAAAAUAAAGUUGAUCAUGUUGUCAAUGUUGAUGAACUAACUUCUAAUGAAGAACCUCUUAUCAAUAUUGUAACUCCUAGUAUAGUUAAGAGACAACAAAGACCAAAAGGAAAGGCCGUGGAGUUUGAAGAUUCUCCCUCCAAGGAGAUAUCAUGGAGUAAAGUUGUUACCCCUACUAGAAAUAGGAAAGUUGUCUCUUCUAGUGAUUAUGAGUUUGAUAUCGAAAAGGAUUUCCAGGACAUCACGGCUGUCAAAAUAUCUGCUACCAAGAAGCCUCAUGUUGUUGUGCCCAAGGCUCCACUGGACAAUGUUUCUUUACAUUAUGUAAAGAAUGCUGAAAGUUGGAAGUAUGUUAUUCAAAGGAGGGUAGCCAUGGAGAGGGAAUUGGGUAAGGAUGCUCUAAAAUGUAAGGAGGUUGUAGAACUUAUAGAAGCUACUGGGUUGAUGAAGAUUGUCACAAAAUUUGGCCCUUGCUAUGAAAGCCUAGUCAAGGAGUUUGUGGUGACUAUUCCUGAUGGGUGUGAUGAUGUGAAAAGUACUAACUAUAGGAAGGUUUAUGUUAGAGGAAAUGUUGUGACACUUUCUACAGCUAUGAUCAACAAAUUUCUGGGAAGAACAGAAGAACUUCCGGCUGUGCUAGAGGUUACAAAUGACCACGUGUGUAAGGAGAUAACUGCCAAGUAG
Molecule: messenger RNA, 969 nt
Organism: Lathyrus oleraceus (garden pea)
Lineage: Eukaryota; Viridiplantae; Streptophyta; Magnoliopsida; Fabales; Fabaceae
Exons: 2
Coding region: 1-969 (322 amino acids)
Source: RefSeq, a predicted model, not a curated record